Drosophila albomicans is the source of this 1010-nucleotide messenger RNA. Its product is annotated as serine protease 1-like. Lineage: Eukaryota; Metazoa; Arthropoda; Insecta; Diptera; Drosophilidae. Gene Ontology annotation, biological process: proteolysis. The record is from RefSeq and is a predicted model, not a curated record. The transcript is spliced from 2 exons. The coding region runs from base 151 to 906 and encodes 251 amino acids. Gene Ontology annotation, molecular function: serine-type endopeptidase activity.
UCAUUAAGUCCAUCAACUCAAUUCUUUAUGAGGAUACCUAGAUAAUACUUAAUUAGCAUUUUGACUCCUCAACUGUGACGUAACCUAAUUGAAAAUCAUUGAAUAUAUAAGGGAAGUGUUCUUUAGCCAAAGACAGACAAUUCGCUAACCAUGCAAGUUCUACUCGUCUUUCUAUCUGUGACAUUUGCCCUGUCACAUGGGGCUAAGCUUCCACUCGGUGGAACCCGAAAUUUCGAUAUUCAGCAACGCAUCUUCGGAGGAGAAAUUGCCGAUAAAGGACAAUUCCCAUACAUUGUUUCGUUACUCAUACGUAAGGGCAAUCAUAGUGGUGUAUGUGGUGGCUCCAUCAUUGAUCACAACUGGAUUUUGACUGCCGCUCAUUGCACGCACAACGCCGAUGGGGUUCAAAUCUUCUAUGGUUCAACGGAAAAAUGGAAGAGUGAAAUUAGUCAUGUUGUCAGUCCCGAUAACAUUAUUGAGCACGAAGACUAUAAUAAUUUAACGGCCGCGAAUGAUAUUGCCCUUAUUCGCACACCUCGUGUGGAGUACUCGGAGUUGGUUAAUAAAGUGUCGCUUGCCGAUCGCGAUAAUGACUACGAAGGAGCGUGGGGUGUAGCCAGUGGAUGGGGCAAAAAUGAAAAUGGUAGACCACAGGAAAAUCUACAGUUCAUCGACUUACAGAUUAACAGCAAAAGGAACUGCUGGAAUUUCGUUUAUGAACCAUCGGACACCAUGAUCUGCGUUGGUCCAUUUGUCGGUGAUGGCGACUCUGGAGGUCCAUUGGUCACACGUGAUGAUCCCAAACUCGUUGGUGUAGCUUCUUUUCUAGACCCAGGUCGACUAGGUGGCUUUAGUCGAGUUAGCAGUUAUCUGGACUGGAUUCGUAACCACACUGGCCUACAAUAGAUCCAGAUGAAUCCCAAGCCCAGCAUAAAGUGAUGUCCAAUUAAUUGCAUGUGAAAAAUUAUUAAUAAAGUGGAAUCGUAAAACAUGUUAAAAAGAGCAUUGUC